Mytilinidion resinicola is the source of this 1464-nucleotide messenger RNA. RefSeq names its product MFS general substrate transporter. The record is from RefSeq and is a predicted model, not a curated record. Gene Ontology annotation, biological process: transmembrane transport. Gene Ontology annotation, molecular function: transmembrane transporter activity. The coding region runs from base 1 to 1464 and encodes 487 amino acids. Lineage: Eukaryota; Fungi; Ascomycota; Dothideomycetes; Mytilinidiales; Mytilinidiaceae. The transcript has 3 exons.
AUGCCAUUGGGCGACUCGCCGCCACUCAUCCUAACAGAAUCGCACACGACGACGAGACCUGGCCCCAAUGUAGUCACUUGGGACUCGCCAGAAGACCCUCAGAACCCACUCAACUGGCCACCAUUGACUCGCUGGACUCUCAUCAUCCUAGUCAGCGCCGCCGCCUUCACCAGUGGCCUGGCGUCAAGUAUCUUUGCGCCUGCCGUACCAACACUCAUGGAGGAGUUCAAUACGACCAAUCAAGCACUUGGGACUUUCGUCGUGACAAUUUUCGUGCUGGGCAUGGCUACUGGUCCCAUUCUGUUUGGUCCGCUCUCGGAACUCUACGGACGUAUGAUCGUGCAGCAUAUCGGAAACAUUGGGCUUCUUAUCAUGACGAUUGCUUGUGCUGUUUCUUCAAGCUUCGAGAUGAUGAUAGGCUUUAGGCUCGUCCAGGGCAUAUUUGGGGCUGUGCCUCUUACGAAUGGCGGUGCUCUCAUUGCGGACAUGGUCCGUCAAGAGAGACGAGGGCGAGCUAUGGGGUUCUAUACCGUUGGGGUACUUCUGGCACCUGUCGUCGGUCCAGUGGCAGGGGGUUUCCUCUCACAAGCCAAAGGAUGGAGAUGGACCUUUUGGCUUCUUGCCAUUCUGCAAGGAGCGUUGACGUUGGUAUCGUUACUCGUCUGGCGUGAAUCCUACAUGCCGUUGCUCCUAUCCCGCAAAACGAGGCGCCUGCGCAAAGAGACGGGGAACCAAGCUCUUUAUACCACGUUCGACAAAGGCCUGUCCCCUCGCGCGCAUUUUAUGAACGGCAUACUUAGAGCUGGCAAAAUGCUAGUCUUUUCUGCUAUAGUUCCCUCAAUCUCCAUCUACAUCGGUGUUGCAUUCUCAUACUUCUACCUCCUACUCGCCACGCUGACGCCAAUAUUUGAAAGAAUAUACGGGUUUGGCCCUGGAGUGGUUGGUCUGGUUUACCUCGGACUGGGAGUAGGAUUCUUCACCGGUCUUACCUUGUUUUCUCUUUUCAGCGAUCGGAUUCUCAGGGGACUCGCGGCUCGAAAUGGCGGCGUAAUGAAACCAGAGUUUCGGCUUCCACCUGCUUUCCUAGGAGCGAUCUCGACACCUAUUGCGCUCUUCUGGUAUGGAUGGACGGCACAGGCCAAGACGCACUGGAUUUUGCCCAUUGCUGGUACCGGCUUCAUAGGACUCGCCAACUCGUUGCUCUUUAUGAGCCUCACAACCUACCUCAUCGAUGCUUUCACGGUCUAUGCCGCCUCUGCAGUCGCGGCAUGUGUAAUAGUCAGAUCGAUCAUGGCAGCUGUCCUUCCCCUGGCUGCACCAAAAAUGUAUGACUCUCUAGGGAUUGGUUGGGGGAAUUCUCUACUAGCAUUUCUCGCUCUCGCAAUGGUUCCUGUGCCUUGGGUCUUAUUUAUCUACGGCGAGCGGAUACGAAACUGGGACGCAGCGAGGGUCAAACGAUUAUAG